AUGUCCGAAGAACAGCAACAUAUAAUCCCAGAUAAUGUUUCAGAGAGCGGCUUGUCUGUCCAUGCCCCUGCCCCUGCUGCCGGUUCGUUGAACUCAUUUUCUGCCGCCGCCGCCACUACCACCUUAUCCACCGAAGAUCAAGAAUUGGAGCGUAUGAAGUCGCAAAUAGAAGCAAUGGAAAAAGAGUCUGCCAAAUUGGUCGAAAUGCAAAGUCAAUUGGAGAAAAACUCGCUAGUGUCACAGGAAGAUAAGGCUGACAUUGAUGCCCGCAGUGUGUACGUUGGGAAUGUCGAUUAUGGUGCCACUCCCGAAGAAUUGAAGCAACAUUUCCAAGCUUCCGGCGCCAGUCCAAUCAAUCGUGUGACAAUUUUGUUGGACAAGAUCUCCGGUCAUCCUAAAGGGUUUGCUUAUAUCGAGUUCUCCGACCCUACCUUGGUCAAUGAAGGUUUGAAGUUGAAUGAAAGCAUCUUUAGAAGUAGACAGUUGAAAGUGACCAGAAAGCGUACUAAUAUUCCAGGUCUUAACCGUGGAAGAGGGCGUGGUAGAGGUAGAGGUUUCAGAGGCAGAGGUUUCAGAGGGGGUUACAGAGGUAGAGGAGGAUUCAAUCCUUAUUAG
This is a messenger RNA of Saccharomycopsis crataegensis, 615 nucleotides long. Its product is annotated as polyadenylate-binding protein. Gene Ontology annotation, cellular component: cytoplasm. The coding region runs from base 1 to 615 and encodes 204 amino acids. Gene Ontology annotation, molecular function: poly(A) binding. NCBI's taxonomy places the organism in Eukaryota, Fungi, Ascomycota, Saccharomycetes, Ascoideales, Saccharomycopsidaceae. The transcript has a single exon. The record is from RefSeq and is a predicted model, not a curated record.